Molecule: messenger RNA, 2383 nt
Organism: Astrephomene gubernaculifera
Lineage: Eukaryota; Viridiplantae; Chlorophyta; Chlorophyceae; Chlamydomonadales; Astrephomenaceae
Source: the annotation of a GenBank genome assembly
GGUGGCUCUGCCCAAACACAUCCACAGGCCCUUUAGCGCCGGGCUUGGGUGGGAGCGGUGGCGGGUGUGGACUGCUGGGUGCUUGCGGGGAGGGAUGGCCCGAUGGACCGUCCUGUGUCGUCGGCAGCGCCCCGGUGCGCGCCUCACGAUGGACCUCUUGCGCCACGUCGAGUAUGCAGUCGUCAAGCAGCUCGCUAAACGCCGCGACUGUUUGCGCUGCCACAGACGACUCGUUCUGCAGUAAGCUCCUGAAUGACUGCACGAUGGCUAUCUGCCGCCGCAGCUGGUCCUCCUCGGUGGUCUGGGGCCGGUUCUGAGGGGCCAAGGUCUUACGCGUAGACAUGCAUACGCUACGCGAGCUGCUGCCUGCCUAGCUUAGCUGCUCCUGCCAAUGUGUGAGGCAGAAGACAGAGCUAAAAAUGUUGCAAAGUUGCUGAAGCGUUAAGAUGUCCAGGGGCCCGACACAUUCAGUGAGUGUCGAGCCCCUUUAUUGAAGAGCAGACUAGUUCACCCUACAGCUUGGAACGCAAUACAUGUCAUGAUUUCGUUGUAACAGGCAAUGCAUAAGGCAUAAGGCAAACGCUUCCAAUAUUUAAUGGACUCCUUUGCCAGCACUGUUUCUUUGUGUACGGCUAUACGGCUGUACGGCUUUAUGUUAAAUAAGAGCGAUCCCUAUCCUACUCGACAUUUGCUUCGACAAGGCACAGUCUGAUAAUGAAUACUUACUCCGCAAGCACCGCUCCCUCUUCAAUGGCUGGCGGUCAGGGCGUCCAGAGCUCUCCUCCAGUUCCAAGCGUGCCCGGGCGCACCCUUCGCGCAGGCGACAUAGGAUUUCUCGCACAUGAGGCUGUUCAAACAGGCGUUGACAGGAAGCACCAUAUAAAAACACACGAGGACGUUGGCAUUCGUGUUGUUAACGUUCAGAAAAAACAUCAAUUCGGCCAACUUCCAGGGGUUACUUUCAAUGAAAAGAGCUUUACAAGCUACAUCACCACCGCGACGUCGCUGCGGCGCACGAUGCAGCAGCAGGUGUCGCCUCUCCGGGGCAGCUCGCCACGGAAGGCAGCCGGCCACUAUUAGGCCAACGGCUAUACGAGCCACUAGCGGGAUGUAGUACCAGGACGUGAGGUCCCGAGCUGGCAACGCGACAGGGUGACUGAAAUAAGCAGGAUGGCUUGGGGAGUUCGCCUCCACGUGCAAGAUCCGCACGGUUCCGCUGCAUGCUACUGGAUUCAUGCAGUUCUCAGGUUUGACGAGAACCAGUGUCGGCAUCUUGUUAAACUAUACCCGCACUGGUAUGUCGUACUCGUCGCACGUGUUUUGUGCCAUUAGGCGCGUGCAACAGAGCGGGAUCGGCUUCAGAUGUAGUAGUAUCUCUCAUUUCGCUGGCUGGCUACUGGGUCCGAUGCUGUUUUCAUCGGUUGUGAGCUGCAUGGUUUUUGUACGACAGGUCGGGCCCCCGGGGUGGGUUGCAGCAGGAGCAGGAGCAGCACGGGUGCUAGUGUUGGCAGGUUUUUAUUUAUCAACCCCGUUGUUCACUUACAGGGAGAGUUCAAUCGCCGCAGGGGACACCCGUUACCGGUAUAUAGGCAGAUCGCGCACCUCAUGCUGCCUGGCAUGCCACCGAGCUACCAUUCUGUGCAUACGUGUACCUACCGUGUGAUUUGGGUGCAAUCACGAUACUAAUGAAACGCUGUGAUUUGGGUUUUCCAGGUAGGCACGGGAUGCAUAGGUGUAGAAGCUGGGCUGUGGAGGAUAGAGGAGGCUGCGAGAAGGGAACGAGCAUACCUGUGCUGGGGCUGAGGUUAUCCGUGUCGCAGCAAAGCGUGAAUAGCAUACACAGACAUUUUGUCCGUGACCUGGCUUCUGAUUGAUUUGCAGACGUGCCAGUUAGUAAAUAAGCGUGUGUGCAGACCGUGGGCCAAUGGGGGGCUGUUCGACGGUCGUGAACCGGCGAUUGCAGGGAGGGCGGGGAUGAAUAGCCCUCGUAAUUUGAUUGAUAUUGCAGGAUUCAGGCUGAUCCUGAAGGGUUUCUCAUCAUGCGGUGACGCAUGAAUGUUGCAUGAAUUGAAAGGACCGUAAGGGCGCGCGUUCAGGGGAAGGCGGAUAGAGGUGAAGCGAUCCUGUUUAUUGAGCUUUUGUUCGCUACGAUUUGCGUCAAGAGUUAAUGCGCAGCUACUGUCAUGUGAUUGCAUCUGCCAAGUAUGGGCACAGACAGGUACCCAGUUUGGAAGGAUGUGCAUUUUGAAGGCCUUUUGUUACGCGCACCUAUGUGUUAGAGGGUGUAAUGGGAGGUGUAAUAAUGCUGGCCUCUGCGGCGAUGUCAGAAAGGCUGAGUUAUGCACACGGCAGCUAGCUAGCUGGCGAUUGCAUUGCGGAAGGG